Messenger RNA from Neoarius graeffei (lesser salmon catfish), 1409 nucleotides. RefSeq lists its product as uncharacterized. The coding region runs from base 199 to 1107 and encodes 302 amino acids. The transcript has 2 exons. NCBI's taxonomy places the organism in Eukaryota, Metazoa, Chordata, Actinopteri, Siluriformes, Ariidae. Gene Ontology annotation, molecular function: monoatomic cation channel activity. The record is from RefSeq and is a predicted model, not a curated record.
AUGGAUGGAUGGGAAAAAAUGACCUUCCAUACCUUGCUUUCAGAGUAGUGGGGUUAGUGUGUGAUACUGCGACGGAGAUCUGGCAACCCUGUGCUAAACUCCACUGAGAAAGAUUUGUGUUUGCGUUACGCGGCGUUUAUAAAGCCGUGAGCGCCCCGGGGUGAAAUGCGGAGUUACACCGAGUCAGUUUGAUGAAACAUGGCGCGUUACUCGCCAUUCCCCACAAACCUCGACCCAGUGAGAAGGUUACCGGUGAAGACGGCAGUUGCUGUGCUGGUCACGGUGGUGUUUUUUAAGUGUUUCUUCUCGUGCCCGUGUGCGGGUCCUGAGGAGACCGCGGUGCACUGCUGGCUCUUCCUGCUGCUUCCGGUCGGGGUUCUGUUCUGCAGCCUCAGCCUGGUGGACGCGCGGCUGCUCAGACUGGCGCAGUGCUAUGUGUGCAGGUGCUGUGUGCGGGCAGAGAGCCGGUGCUGUGCUGCAGGCUGCUGUGACAGUGUGGAGUGCUGCUGCUGUGCUGGAGGUUACUGUUACAGACCCACGCACAGCUGCGGGGAGGAGACGCGCUCCUGCUGCGGCGCUGUCGCGGAUUAUCUCCUGCGGGUUUUCUGCGCCUCGGCGCUGUGGCUGGUGGCGGCGCUGAUCGACGGGGACUGGUACAUCUGCAUCCGCACAGUGACCGUCAACGGAACCGGACCGCAGCAGAUCGCCUGCAAGGAUCCGCUAAGUCCACAAGAAGCACAAACCCUGAGGAAAUACAGCAGCGAGUCUCGGAUUAUUGCUUUGAUCAUCAUCCUGGGUCUUUCCUUCCUGCUGGCAGUGCGUACCGUUAUCAUGAGCAGGUGGAAACCAUACUACAAGUUGGUGUUUGAGGCGUACGUGGAGCAGGAGACGACAGCCAUGCUGGACGAGAAGCUGCAUGAGCAGGCUGUGGAAAGAGCACAGCUUCUCAGUGACAGUGUGUUACGCUGCGUUCACGGUCGGCAUGAGAACAGCGGACAGGGAGAGGGGCACGUUCAAUAUCAACCACUAACAGAGACCGAGGAGAACAUGUGGAGGAACAUAUCACACCCAGCUUUCCACCUGCAGGGAGUGACGAUCCCUUACUGAGUUAUUCACUCAUCCAGGGAAUUGUGAGCGUCUUAUAUGAAGAUCUUUCGAUGUGUGGGGAAAAUGUGCUCAAGAUUAAAACAAGUCCAACUGCCUACAUUAACUCUUCACAGUAAUAAACAAACUACACCCACUCCAGUGAAAGGAACCUGUUACUAACAAGCAUGGCGUCUUUAUUGUUCAAAAAAUGAUUGAACUCCACUCCAGGUAUGGACGUGUGGCUCCGCUUGUGAUUUUUAAGAACUAUUUUAAAAGUUUGCUUAUUAUUUUCUUAUUCAACAGAAACAACUAUUUAAAUGAAA